This is a messenger RNA of Notodromas monacha, 2405 nucleotides long. The record is from the annotation of a GenBank genome assembly. NCBI's taxonomy places the organism in Eukaryota, Metazoa, Arthropoda, Ostracoda, Podocopida, Cyprididae.
UUUUCGAAUAAACAAAGGACUAUUUGUGAAAGGGCUACUGUAUAUUGGAACGUGUUGUACUAUAAUCAAGAUCCAUUCCUAAAAUGUUAUCCUUGGUGAAUCAAGUGGGCAUCGCGGAAAAGAGUCACGAAGAUGACAUCCAAGCACUUGCUUAUCAGGGUGGAAAAUUAUUUUCUGCCGGCGAGGACUCAUUCAUAAAGGUAUGGGAUCUGAUCUGUCAGACAGACAACAAUGAGAAGACCCUUCAACUUCAGGACGAGAUCUGCAAGCGAAAUGCGUCGAUUUCAUCCCUGGCUGUACACUCUGGAUCCCUCUACAUUGGGCAUUACGACGGGACGAUUCAGGCCUUGAGGCUGCCGGAAUUGCAAGAGUCCGUCAUGCUGGUUGUUGGUGCACAUGAUGACUCUGUCACCAAGAUCGUGAGUGUUGGAGAUACGGUGUUUUCCGGAGGCCAGGAUGCUGCUGUGAAGGUGUGGAAAGACGGAAACCUCACAUUGGUGUUGUCAGUGGUGGAAGAAGUGUUCGAUUUGGCCGUCGAUGGAAUGAUGAUCUUCUCAGUCCGUGACAGAGGAGUGACGAUUCAAGAACUCCUUUCCUUGACAGAAAGCAAUAAAUUCUCGAUAAAAGCUUCACUGGAAGGAAAAUCUCCCAUAGCUUUGACGAAGCAAUACUUUUUCGCCACCGGAAGCGAUGGACGCGGGAUUCUCCGCUACGAUCGCAAUAAUUACAACGAAAAACCCACCGAAUUACGGGGACACGAACUCAUCAUCAAUUGCUUGAAAUCUGUGGAAUUCGACGGAUGCAAUGAGGGAUCCGAAAUACUUUUUUCCGCCGGUUGGGACGGUGUGGUGAACGCCUGGAACCCUGUUUCCGGGGUUCGCUUGGCAUCAUGCAAUGUCGGGUUCCCUGUUCAUGCUAUGUGUUGCGGCGAAUCUGGCCACGUAUUCGUGGGUGGACCGCAAGGAAAUAUUGCCAUAGUCCGUUUUACGUCAGCUAGUUAGUCUGCAAACUUCAAGUCACCCUGAGAAAUGAAAUUUUUUGGCGAAACAUAUCGUGCGUGAAUUAAGUACCGUAAUUUAUUAUUGCAACAUCUUAGAAACGAAAAGUGAUUGCUGCGUAUGGAGUGUGACGAUGCACAAACAUGGAAUGACGUGAAUUUUUCUUUAGAUGCUGAGGUCUUUAUCGAAGAUUGGGUCUUUCGGAAAGCUUUCAGCUGGAAAUUUACAGUGAAUUUUUCGGUUACUUUAGUCAUGAUGAAAUUGAGCGAGGGUUGUCCCACAUGAGCGCGACCUUGGUUACUUCUGGUGUAUUUAUGACAGUAAAAAAAAAUUAUGAUAUGCCAAUGAUGUUGAAAGGUUCUAUAGUUUUUACGGAUUAAAAAAUCUUUCGAUUUACUGCAUGAAGAGUUCUCCACUCAUGUCACAGGGAGAUACAAAAUUUCAGGCCUGAUGGAAAUUGAAAUUUCUUUGUCGCAUUAACCAUUUAUUCUCCAAACCUUAGGACAAAUUUCCUUUAAAAAAAAUGACAAGCUUUGAGUGGCCUGCAUUUUGUCAGCACCCUUUGACGAGGUGGGUGGAGAACUCAGGCCAUUACUGGAAAGUUUUCUCUUAUCAUCAUGCAGUAUAUUGAAUAUUUUGUAAAUCUGAAAAAAAAUCUCAGAACCUUACAUAAUCAUGGGCUGUAUCAAAAAUGUUUUACGGUAGUAUGUACUCGUCCAAAAAUAACCAAGGUCGGAAGCCGACGUGGGUAAAACCCUCGUACACUAUAUAUUAUUGUGGGAUAUGAUUCAGAAUGAAAACUUUUGGUUCAUGAAAACUGUUCUCUUUGAAUCGUGUUUGGCGGGGAAAUACAAGGUUAAGAGGAAAAUUAGAGUUAGAAUUUGACCUUGAUGAGAAGCGUUUUUUUCAAAAUUCUGACUCAGGCUUCAGGGAAUUUAUUUUGAUGUCCUUGGAGAUAAAUAUAGUAUAAUUGAUAUUUUUGUGAGGAUGAGAUGAACCCCUCUGAUAGUUUGCUGGUUCGAAGGGUGGAAAAAGUCUUCAGUAUCGAAUUGGUGUGGUUUGAGAAACACGGCGUUUUGCUGAUAAAAUACAUUUGAGAAUAUCUAACAAGUGCCGGAGUCUGCCGUGAUGAUAAACAGAUACUCUCUUAUAAAGAAAGAAUCUAAGAUUUUUUAACAGUAUCAAAACUGUCAAAUUUUGAUAUUGAACUGCUGUAUCGAAAUAAAGUUAUGGUUAUGCAGCUACAAAAUUGUGCGACGCAUACCCUGGUCAUGUGUUCAUCUGCAGUUUUUUUAUGUCGAUUCAUCAUUGACGUUAUUUUUGCCCUUUGUGUUAUCUGCGAAUGUUGCUGAUUAAGAUGUCAUAAUGCAAUCGAAAUAAAUUCGAUUCCUGAUAUAAAAUGCGACA